Messenger RNA from Hippopotamus amphibius kiboko, 3232 nucleotides. It is a transcript of the gene EGR2, whose product is annotated as early growth response 2. Gene Ontology annotation, molecular function: DNA-binding transcription factor activity, RNA polymerase II-specific; RNA polymerase II cis-regulatory region sequence-specific DNA binding. Lineage: Eukaryota; Metazoa; Chordata; Mammalia; Artiodactyla; Hippopotamidae. The transcript has 3 exons. Bases 467 to 1927 code for a protein of 486 amino acids. Gene Ontology annotation, biological process: regulation of transcription by RNA polymerase II. The record is from RefSeq and is a predicted model, not a curated record.
CCGCGAAUAAUUCCAGUGUCAGUCACUCCCAUCCACGCUGACGGGCCGGGCAAGCCCGCCUCUCCUCGUUAGGGUCCCAUCCCCCAUAGGUUCGCCACUCAGCCUCGUCCUUCGGGCGAAGAUUGCGCGCGGCUCGCCCUCUCUCGGGCCGCCCCCAGCCUGCUCCCUGCCCUCUGCGCCCAGCUCGCCCAGCGCUCGGGUCCAGGAGCUCCCCCUCGGGGCGGCGCGCGGUGGCCGCCCGCAGGGUUGGCAGCUGCGCCCACCGCCGGGCCGCCCCGGCGACUCGCUCACCCGCCCGCCCACGUGCGUGGAGAGGAGCGAAGCGCAACCAGUCGCGGCGCCUGCGCCUGCCGCCGGUGCGUGCCUCACCUCGGAGGUCGGCGGGGCCGUAACCCGAGCCCCGCUGCCACGACCGAUAUUUGCAUAAUUCUGUCCCCCCCACCUUCUUUCGGACUCAGGGCUGGAGAUGCGAGUCGGGCUCCCCUCCGAGGCGUCGUCUUGCCGGUGGUCAGCGCGGGGGCCGCGGGACCGGCCGGAGCGCAGGAGGAGCGGGGUGGCGCACGUGCUGUCUGACAACAUCUACCCGGUGGAGGACCUCGCCGCGACGUCGGUGACCAUCUUCCCCAAUGCCGAACUGGGAGGCCCCUUUGACCAGAUGAACGGAGUGGCCGGAGAUGGCAUGAUCAACAUUGACAUGACUGGAGAGAAGAGGUCCUUGGAUCUCCCAUAUCCCAGCAGCUUUGCUCCUGUCUCUGCACCCCGAAACCAGACCUUCACUUACAUGGGCAAGUUCUCCAUUGACCCCCAGUACCCUGGUGCCAGCUGCUACCCAGAAGGCAUCAUCAACAUUGUGAGUGCAGGCAUCCUGCAAGGGGUCACCUCCCCUGCUUCCACCACAGCCUCAUCCAGCGUCACCUCUGCCUCCCCCAACCCAUUGGCCACUGGACCCUUGGGUGUGUGCACCAUGUCCCAGACCCAGCCUGACCUGGACCACCUCUACUCUCCGCCGCCUCCGCCUCCUCCUUAUUCUGGCUGUGGAGGAGACCUCUACCAGGACCCCUCGGCGUUCCUGUCGGCAGCCACCACCUCCACCUCCUCCUCUCUGGCCUACCCACCACCUCCUUCCUACCCGUCCCCCAAACCAGCCACGGACCCAAGUCUCUUCCCCAUGAUCCCAGACUACCCUGGAUUUUUCCCAUCACAGUGCCAGAGAGACCUACAUGGUACAGCUGGCCCAGACCGCAAGCCUUUUCCCUGCCCCCUGGACUCCCUGCGAGUCCCCCCUCCACUCACUCCACUCUCCACCAUCCGCAACUUUACCCUGGGAGGGCCCAGUGCUGGGGCCACAGGGCCAGGGGCCAGUGGAGGCAGCGAGGGACCCCGGCUACCUGGCGGCGGCUCAGCAGCUGCCGCUGCUGCCGCCUAUAACCCACACCAUCUGCCACUGCGGCCCAUUCUGAGGCCUCGCAAGUACCCCAACAGGCCUAGCAAGACCCCAGUGCAUGAGAGGCCCUACCCGUGCCCAGCAGAAGGCUGUGACCGGCGCUUCUCCCGUUCUGACGAGCUAACACGGCACAUCCGAAUCCACACAGGGCACAAGCCCUUCCAGUGUCGGAUCUGCAUGCGCAACUUCAGCCGCAGUGACCACCUCACUACCCACAUCCGCACCCACACUGGCGAGAAGCCCUUCGCCUGUGAUUACUGCGGCCGCAAGUUUGCCCGGAGUGAUGAGAGGAAGCGCCAUACCAAGAUCCACCUGAGACAGAAGGAACGCAAGAGCAGUGCCCCCUCGUCGUCGGUGCCGGCUGCCUCCACGGCCUCCUGCACCGGGGGCCCGCAGGCUGGGGGGACCCUGUGCAGCAGCAACAGCAGCACUCUUGGUGGAGGGUCCCUCGGCCCUUGCUCAUCUCGGACCCGGACACCUUGAGAUGAGACUCCGCUUGACACACCAGCUCCUUGAGGCCCCAGAGGCCCUUCGUCCACUGGAGCUGCAUGACAAACACUACCACCCAUUCCUGCCCUUCCCUCAUUUCAUUGGGCAAAGAGCCUUGGAGGAGCCUAGCACUGCCCCCCACCCCCUUUCCACUUAGAAGCAGGUCCUUCCUAAAACUUAGCUCACCUUAGUCUCUCUUAGGUGAGUUGACUGUCACCCCAAGGUAAUGGGGAGGCUCAGAAGGGGGUUGGGUGGGGGUCCCUGGCCUAGAGGGCUGAGGCCUGACCCUACCUUAAAGGGUUGUUUGAUGAGGUUUUGUUCCCCUUCUCUUAUUUUGACUGGUUACAGGUUUUUGACUCUGGAUGUCAGAAUUGAUCUGAGACUUUUCCUACAGUAGGUUGGGAGAUGCUGAUCCCUUCAGGUGGGGACAGCAAAGAAGGCAGAAGCAAAAUUGAUGUGCACUUUAUGGCUUGGGACUGAUUUGGGGGAUGCUGUACAGUGGGUGAAGCAUGGCAUUUAUAAAGCUGCCUUCUGUGUCCCUAGGCCAGUGAAUCAAAGCUUAUCUAGUCAUCUCAACCCUUUAAGCAAUAUGUAUUAUAAAUUCAGAGAACAGAAGUGCAAUGUGAUGGGAGGGACAUAGCAAUAUCUGCUCCUUUUUGAGUGGUUUGAGAAACGUAAAGACUAUUUUUUCAGUGUAUAUCCAUUCAGAUUUUGUGUAUUUUUGAUGUGCACUGUUCUCCAAGUUCUGAACCUUUGGGAAAAAAAAAGCAUUUAUGAUCUCUUGAAAUGAGUCAGAGGUUAACUUAUUAAGAGGGAUGUACAUAUAUUCUCUGAAACUAGGAUGCAUGCAAUUGUGUUGGAAGUGUCCUUGGUGCCUUGUGUGAUGUAGACAAUGUUACAGGGUCUGCAUGUAAAUGGGUUGCCUUACUAUGGAAAAAUCACUCCCUGGGUUUAGUAUGGCUGUAUAUUUCUGCCUAUUAAUAUUUGGAAUUUUUUUUAGAAAAUAUAUUUUUGUAUGCUGUUUUGUGACUUAAAAGUGUUACCUUUGUAGUCAAAUUGCAGAUAGGAGUGUAAAUAAUCUUACUGGAGCUGACUUGUUUGGUUAUUAGCUCUUAAUAGUUGUGAAAAUAUAAAUGAUUUAUUCUAACACAAAACCACUAACUAAAGUUCAGAUAACGAAUGGUUUAUGACUAUCGUGUAAAUAAAUACUUUUCAACAAUAUUUUUGCUGCAGAAAUUAUUUAUGAAAGAUUUAUUGGGUGGGUUUUAGUAGUUUGACCAAGCCAGAAUCUCCAGGUUU